Molecule: messenger RNA, 915 nt
Organism: Suillus fuscotomentosus
Lineage: Eukaryota; Fungi; Basidiomycota; Agaricomycetes; Boletales; Suillaceae
Exons: 1
Coding region: 1-915 (304 amino acids)
Source: RefSeq, a predicted model, not a curated record
AUGGACAACACCAAACUUUUGAAUGGCUUCUUUGACCGGCUUAGCCCUGAAAUUGAGAUAAUGAUAUUCGACAUCCUACCUCUACCAGACCUUGCACGCUUCUCCGAAACCAGAACUGGAAACCAGAUAGAUGUCGCAAAUUAUAUGGUCAGAAGGCGCGAUAACAUAUUCAAGACAUUUGUGGACGACAUCCCCUUGUUCAUCCAACUCUUGAAAUUCACAGAAUCUAUAAUAUCAGGAUCCAAUGCAUUAAAUCUUAUCAUGCCACAAUCGCAGCAAGUUGUGGCACACAACAUCGAUGUCUACACCACAGAACAAUAUGAGCUUGUAGUGGUGGAAUAUUUGAAGAACCAAGAAGGAUAUACAGUCGCAGAUAAAAUUAGCCCGAAGCCAAAAUACGACGGCAGUGCAAUAGCCAGGAUUUACAAACUGGAGAAUGGAGAAAAGAAGAUAGAUAUCAUCGUAACUCACUGGAAGUGCGUAAUAGCGCCAGUCCUGCAAUUCCAUUCCACCAUCGUCAUGAACUACAUCACAGCGGACGAUAUUGUCUGCAUGUAUCCCAAAUGGACUUGCAACAGAAAAGGAUUCAUAAAUCCACAACUCUACAUGGAAGACAAGACAAACCUACGGACUGUCGAAGCUCUGAUGAAAUACACAAAGCAGGGAUUCAGAUUAUGCGCAGAACCUUUCCAGUUGGGAGUGCACAACUGCAGCAGGAGUAUCAAUUGCCCACAUGCUACGCGGACGACUGUAGAUGAGCGUAUGUUCCACUGGAAUAUCAACAACGGCACGGCCGUCAGAACGACAAUGAUGGAUUGCUGGGACAUGCCAAUCAUAGUGUGGUCCCUUGGAGGUCACGGAUGCAUGACAGAGAGUAACAGGAGGUCGCUGAAUCACAUCCUGGUCGCAGCCUAG